This is a messenger RNA of Cercocebus atys (sooty mangabey), 4893 nucleotides long. Its product is annotated as mucin-19-like. The annotation marks the transcript as partial. Lineage: Eukaryota; Metazoa; Chordata; Mammalia; Primates; Cercopithecidae. The record is from RefSeq and is a predicted model, not a curated record. The transcript has a single exon.
UCUUCUUCUUCUUCUUCUUCUUCUUCUUCUUCUUCUUCUUCUUCUUCUUCUUCUUCUUCUUCUUCUUCUUCUUCUUCUUCUUCUUCUUCUUCUUCUUCUUCUUCUUCUUCUUCUUCUUCUUCUUCUUCUUCUUCUUCUUCUUCUUCUUCUUCUUCUUCUUCUUCUUCUUCUUCUUCUUCUUCUUCUUCUUCUUCUUCUUCUUCUUCUUCUUCUUCUUCUUCUUCUUCUUCUUCUUCUUCUUCUUCUUCUUCUUCUUCUUCUUCUUCUUCUUCUUCUUCUUCUUCUUCUUCUUCUUCUUCUUCUUCUUCUUCUUCUUCUUCUUCUUCUUCUUCUUCUUCUUCUUCUUCUUCUUCUUCUUCUUCUUCUUCUUCUUCUUCUUCUUCUUCUUCUUCUUCUUCUUCUUCUUCUUCUUCUUCUUCUUCUUCUUCUUCUUCUUCUUCUUCUUCUUCUUCUUCUUCUUCUUCUUCUUCUUCUUCUUCUUCUUCUUCUUCUUCUUCUUCUUCUUCUUCUUCUUCUUCUUCUUCUUCUUCUUCUUCUUCUUCUUCUUCUUCUUCUUCUUCUUCUUCUUCUUCUUCUUCUUCUUCUUCUUCUUCUUCUUCUUCUUCUUCUUCUUCUUCUUCUUCUUCUUCUUCUUCUUCUUCUUCUUCUUCUUCUUCUUCUUCUUCUUCUUCUUCUUCUUCUUCUUCUUCUUCUUCUUCUUCUUCUUCUUCUUCUUCUUCUUCUUCUUCUUCUUCUUCUUCUUCUUCUUCUUCUUCUUCUUCUUCUUCUUCUUCUUCUUCUUCUUCUUCUUCUUCUUCUUCUUCUUCUUCUUCUUCUUCUUCUUCUUCUUCUUCUUCUUCUUCUUCUUCUUCUUCUUCUUCUUCUUCUUCUUCUUCUUCUUCUUCUUCUUCUUCUUCUUCUUCUUCUUCUUCUUCUUCUUCUUCUUCUUCUUCUUCUUCUUCUUCUUCUUCUUCUUCUUCUUCUUCUUCUUCUUCUUCUUCUUCUUCUUCUUCUUCUUCUUCUUCUUCUUCUUCUUCUUCUUCUUCUUCUUCUUCUUCUUCUUCUUCUUCUUCUUCUUCUUCUUCUUCUUCUUCUUCUUCUUCUUCUUCUUCUUCUUCUUCUUCUUCUUCUUCUUCUUCUUCUUCUUCUUCUUCUUCUUCUUCUUCUUCUUCUUCUUCUUCUUCUUCUUCUUCUUCUUCUUCUUCUUCUUCUUCUUCUUCUUCUUCUUCUUCUUCUUCUUCUUCUUCUUCUUCUUCUUCUUCUUCUUCUUCUUCUUCUUCUUCUUCUUCUUCUUCUUCUUCUUCUUCUUCUUCUUCUUCUUCUUCUUCUUCUUCUUCUUCUUCUUCUUCUUCUUCUUCUUCUUCUUCUUCUUCUUCUUCUUCUUCUUCUUCUUCUUCUUCUUCUUCUUCUUCUUCUUCUUCUUCUUCUUCUUCUUCUUCUUCUUCUUCUUCUUCUUCUUCUUCUUCUUCUUCUUCUUCUUCUUCUUCUUCUUCUUCUUCUUCUUCUUCUUCUUCUUCUUCUUCUUCUUCUUCUUCUUCUUCUUCUUCUUCUUCUUCUUCUUCUUCUUCUUCUUCUUCUUCUUCUUCUUCUUCUUCUUCUUCUUCUUCUUCUUCUUCUUCUUCUUCUUCUUCUUCUUCUUCUUCUUCUUCUUCUUCUUCUUCUUCUUCUUCUUCUUCUUCUUCUUCUUCUUCUUCUUCUUCUUCUUCUUCUUCUUCUUCUUCUUCUUCUUCUUCUUCUUCUUCUUCUUCUUCUUCUUCUUCUUCUUCUUCUUCUUCUUCUUCUUCUUCUUCUUCUUCUUCUUCUUCUUCUUCUUCUUCUUCUUCUUCUUCUUCUUCUUCUUCUUCUUCUUCUUCUUCUUCUUCUUCUUCUUCUUCUUCUUCUUCUUCUUCUUCUUCUUCUUCUUCUUCUUCUUCUUCUUCUUCUUCUUCUUCUUCUUCUUCUUCUUCUUCUUCUUCUUCUUCUUCUUCUUCUUCUUCUUCUUCUUCUUCUUCUUCUUCUUCUUCUUCUUCUUCUUCUUCUUCUUCUUCUUCUUCUUCUUCUUCUUCUUCUUCUUCUUCUUCUUCUUCUUCUUCUUCUUCUUCUUCUUCUUCUUCUUCUUCUUCUUCUUCUUCUUCUUCUUCUUCUUCUUCUUCUUCUUCUUCUUCUUCUUCUUCUUCUUCUUCUUCUUCUUCUUCUUCUUCUUCUUCUUCUUCUUCUUCUUCUUCUUCUUCUUCUUCUUCUUCUUCUUCUUCUUCUUCUUCUUCUUCUUCUUCUUCUUCUUCUUCUUCUUCUUCUUCUUCUUCUUCUUCUUCUUCUUCUUCUUCUUCUUCUUCUUCUUCUUCUUCUUCUUCUUCUUCUUCUUCUUCUUCUUCUUCUUCUUCUUCUUCUUCUUCUUCUUCUUCUUCUUCUUCUUCUUCUUCUUCUUCUUCUUCUUCUUCUUCUUCUUCUUCUUCUUCUUCUUCUUCUUCUUCUUCUUCUUCUUCUUCUUCUUCUUCUUCUUCUUCUUCUUCUUCUUCUUCUUCUUCUUCUUCUUCUUCUUCUUCUUCUUCUUCUUCUUCUUCUUCUUCUUCUUCUUCUUCUUCUUCUUCUUCUUCUUCUUCUUCUUCUUCUUCUUCUUCUUCUUCUUCUUCUUCUUCUUCUUCUUCUUCUUCUUCUUCUUCUUCUUCUUCUUCUUCUUCUUCUUCUUCUUCUUCUUCUUCUUCUUCUUCUUCUUCUUCUUCUUCUUCUUCUUCUUCUUCUUCUUCUUCUUCUUCUUCUUCUUCUUCUUCUUCUUCUUCUUCUUCUUCUUCUUCUUCUUCUUCUUCUUCUUCUUCUUCUUCUUCUUCUUCUUCUUCUUCUUCUUCUUCUUCUUCUUCUUCUUCUUCUUCUUCUUCUUCUUCUUCUUCUUCUUCUUCUUCUUCUUCUUCUUCUUCUUCUUCUUCUUCUUCUUCUUCUUCUUCUUCUUCUUCUUCUUCUUCUUCUUCUUCUUCUUCUUCUUCUUCUUCUUCUUCUUCUUCUUCUUCUUCUUCUUCUUCUUCUUCUUCUUCUUCUUCUUCUUCUUCUUCUUCUUCUUCUUCUUCUUCUUCUUCUUCUUCUUCUUCUUCUUCUUCUUCUUCUUCUUCUUCUUCUUCUUCUUCUUCUUCUUCUUCUUCUUCUUCUUCUUCUUCUUCUUCUUCUUCUUCUUCUUCUUCUUCUUCUUCUUCUUCUUCUUCUUCUUCUUCUUCUUCUUCUUCUUCUUCUUCUUCUUCUUCUUCUUCUUCUUCUUCUUCUUCUUCUUCUUCUUCUUCUUCUUCUUCUUCUUCUUCUUCUUCUUCUUCUUCUUCUUCUUCUUCUUCUUCUUCUUCUUCUUCUUCUUCUUCUUCUUCUUCUUCUUCUUCUUCUUCUUCUUCUUCUUCUUCUUCUUCUUCUUCUUCUUCUUCUUCUUCUUCUUCUUCUUCUUCUUCUUCUUCUUCUUCUUCUUCUUCUUCUUCUUCUUCUUCUUCUUCUUCUUCUUCUUCUUCUUCUUCUUCUUCUUCUUCUUCUUCUUCUUCUUCUUCUUCUUCUUCUUCUUCUUCUUCUUCUUCUUCUUCUUCUUCUUCUUCUUCUUCUUCUUCUUCUUCUUCUUCUUCUUCUUCUUCUUCUUCUUCUUCUUCUUCUUCUUCUUCUUCUUCUUCUUCUUCUUCUUCUUCUUCUUCUUCUUCUUCUUCUUCUUCUUCUUCUUCUUCUUCUUCUUCUUCUUCUUCUUCUUCUUCUUCUUCUUCUUCUUCUUCUUCUUCUUCUUCUUCUUCUUCUUCUUCUUCUUCUUCUUCUUCUUCUUCUUCUUCUUCUUCUUCUUCUUCUUCUUCUUCUUCUUCUUCUUCUUCUUCUUCUUCUUCUUCUUCUUCUUCUUCUUCUUCUUCUUCUUCUUCUUCUUCUUCUUCUUCUUCUUCUUCUUCUUCUUCUUCUUCUUCUUCUUCUUCUUCUUCUUCUUCUUCUUCUUCUUCUUCUUCUUCUUCUUCUUCUUCUUCUUCUUCUUCUUCUUCUUCUUCUUCUUCUUCUUCUUCUUCUUCUUCUUCUUCUUCUUCUUCUUCUUCUUCUUCUUCUUCUUCUUCUUCUUCUUCUUCUUCUUCUUCUUCUUCUUCUUCUUCUUCUUCUUCUUCUUCUUCUUCUUCUUCUUCUUCUUCUUCUUCUUCUUCUUCUUCUUCUUCUUCUUCUUCUUCUUCUUCUUCUUCUUCUUCUUCUUCUUCUUCUUCUUCUUCUUCUUCUUCUUCUUCUUCUUCUUCUUCUUCUUCUUCUUCUUCUUCUUCUUCUUCUUCUUCUUCUUCUUCUUCUUCUUCUUCUUCUUCUUCUUCUUCUUCUUCUUCUUCUUCUUCUUCUUCUUCUUCUUCUUCUUCUUCUUCUUCUUCUUCUUCUUCUUCUUCUUCUUCUUCUUCUUCUUCUUCUUCUUCUUCUUCUUCUUCUUCUUCUUCUUCUUCUUCUUCUUCUUCUUCUUCUUCUUCUUCUUCUUCUUCUUCUUCUUCUUCUUCUUCUUCUUCUUCUUCUUCUUCUUCUUCUUCUUCUUCUUCUUCUUCUUCUUCUUCUUCUUCUUCUUCUUCUUCUUCUUCUUCUUCUUCUUCUUCUUCUUCUUCUUCUUCUUCUUCUUCUUCUUCUUCUUCUUCUUCUUCUUCUUCUUCUUCUUCUUCUUCUUCUUCUUCUUCUUCUUCUUCUUCUUCUUCUUCUUCUUCUUCUUCUUCUUCUUCUUCUUCUUCUUCUUCUUCUUCUUCUUCUUCUUCUUCUUCUUCUUCUUCUUCUUCUUCUUCUUCUUCUUCUUCUUCUUCUUCUUCUUCUUCUUCUUCUUCUUCUUCUUCUUCUUCUUCUUCUUCUUCUUCUUCUUCUUCUUCUUCUUCUUCUUCUUCUUCUUCUUCUUCUUCUUCUUCUUCUUCUUCUUCUUCUUCUUCUUCUUCUUCUUCUUCUUCUUCUUCUUCUUCUUCUUCUUCUUCUUCUUCUUCUUCUUCUUCU